Molecule: messenger RNA, 257 nt
Organism: Didymodactylos carnosus
Lineage: Eukaryota; Metazoa; Rotifera; Eurotatoria; Philodinida; Philodinidae
Source: the annotation of a GenBank genome assembly
AUAAUAGUAUCACACCAUUACAACAAAAUUCUAUUACUAAUAAUCAUCAUCUUAUUCCAAAUCAACAAUUACGUCAUAAACUUCUCGAAAUGAUUAAUGAUCGACAAUUAGAAUAUGCAUGUCUAAACGCUCUUGGUGAAAUACAGCGACCAUUAGAGCAACCUCAAUCAUCAAUUACAUUACCAUUAAUUCCACCGACCCCAACAGUAGCCAAAAAAUCACCGUUUAAUAUUACUUUAUUUAGUUUGUAUGUUUGA